This is a messenger RNA of Aspergillus brunneoviolaceus CBS 621.78, 1092 nucleotides long. RefSeq lists its product as uncharacterized. The coding region runs from base 1 to 1092 and encodes 363 amino acids. The transcript is spliced from 2 exons. The record is from RefSeq and is a predicted model, not a curated record. Lineage: Eukaryota; Fungi; Ascomycota; Eurotiomycetes; Eurotiales; Aspergillaceae.
AUGUCCGACGACGAAGACUAUUACGACGAAUACGACGAGGAUAUCUUCUGGGUGGAGGAACCCGAUCCCACCAUUGCUGACGACUUAGCAGCAACCUCCACCAACGACGCCAUCUUCUACGACCACCCCGCCCUCGAAGUCGAAGACUACUUCUCCGACUGGGACGAUCUGUCGGAUGACUACUACGACGAGGAUCCGACCGCCGUGCGCCGCGCCCGCGCCUUGGGCCUGUUACCUGCCGGCGACGGCGACGGCGGCCAUCAUGACAAGCAGCACAGCCACCCUCCCCGCGCUGCUGCUGUGACCAAACACCCACGUGCACCAAAAUCGGCUGCCCAAAGAACCCCGUUUUUCGAUCUCGGCGCGUUCCAGAGUGUGGUCUGGAAAUCCCCGCACCAGGAGAAGGAACAACAAUCGGUGGUCGCGUUGCAUGAACCCGGCGAGGGGGAGAAGGUGGCGCUGCUGAAGAAUUGGCGCGAGGUGUUUCGGAGUGCCAAUCCUAGGAUGACCGCUGCCGUGGGCGUGGUGGCGGGGACCGGGGCUGGGAGGAAGCCUGCGCCGAUUCAGCAGCAGCAGCAGCAGGGGUUGUGUUUGCGGGGUAGUAGUGCGGGGGCGGAGGGGAGGGGGGAUGCGGAGAGUCGGGAGGUGGAUGGUGUUGUUGCUACUACGAUGGAGGAGGUUGGGGAUGAUAUAGGGAAAGGUGUGGGUAAGGGUGGUGUGGUUAAUGGGGAGGGGUUUGUCGCGGCGGGCUUGGUCAUCGACGGUGGUGAGGUUGGGGAUGGGGGUUCUUUCGAAGGAGGGGGUCCUAAAGCUGAAGCUGCCGCCGCCACCAACGGGGUGGUAGUAAAUGAGGAGGCGGCGGAUGGGUCCUCGCUCGAUGAGUCGGUCGCGAAACCGACAGCGCCCCGGUCCAGGAAGCGCAAGGCCGAUGAUGCGGUCGACGAUAUCCCGGAAACUGCAGCAAAGACCCGGGCCAAGAGGGUCGCAUCCUCCACGAAAGCCGGAACGGCUAACAGCAGUAAAGAUGCCCCCGUCCCCGUACCUGCUGCUGCACCGUCGGCCCCUGUGCGCAGAUCAGCGAGGAAUAAAUAA